CCCCCGUCUUCGUCAUCCUUCGUGGAACGACAUAAAACAGACCCUGUAUACCUUCAUGUCACAACGGAAGUCAAGCUAAAUGCUUUGGAGUUGAACGAUACCAUCGCCUACAUGCAUUCCAAAAAAUGUUCAACAAAAUGGUGCUAUACGUGGAUCAUAACGCCAUCUUCAAUCAAGGGAUCCACAUCACUGGUGGCUCACUCAUCGGGUGACUCAUCUCGAGCUCACGAGAAUUUUUCUUCUUGUCUUGCGACAGCUAAAUGCUUUGGAGUUGAACGAUACCAUCGCCUACAUGCAUUCCAAAAAAUGUUCAACAAAAUGGUGCUAUACGUGGAUUCUUGCAGCUCUGGCUCUAUGUUUCGCGAUGUUCUUCCUUCAAAUAUGGAAAUCUACCUGACAACAUCAUCCAACGAAGAUGAACCAUCCUAUUCUUUGUUUUGUUCGGACAAGGAAAUCGAUGUUUGUCUAGCGGACGAAUACUCGUACGUCUGGGUUAUAGAUUCAGAAUUCAAUGACCUAAAAACGCAUACACUGGAGGAACAAUACACAAUGGUGAAAAAGAAUACAGCAUUGAGUCACGUGAUGAAAUACGGCGAAAUGGCGAUGGGAAGCCUCCCAGUUGGAAAAUUCCAAGGUCAUUAUGAUCUACUGAUGGACCGGAAAGAUGGAGCCAUAGCAUCAAAUGCUGUAGGUAGAAAGCCCUCUUGCCAGGCGCAUUUGUUUUCAAAGUUCCGACGCUUGGUGGAGGCCGCAACCGAAGACGAACAUGAUAGCGCUUGGCGAAAGCUGCACCGUGAACUUCCGCUUGGCCUCAUCGUCAAGGAAAUGUCCAGUGACAUCGUCAUGGAUGUGACAACCCAACAUAAGCCAACGCAAAAGUUAUUGUCCAAGAGGGAUGAGCUCGUGUGUUUCAAGGCAGUAUUCGAUCAAUUCCGAGCGCACUGCUUCACAAUUCGCCAGGCAAGUUGA
Messenger RNA from Opisthorchis viverrini, 969 nucleotides. RefSeq lists its product as hypothetical. Lineage: Eukaryota; Metazoa; Platyhelminthes; Trematoda; Opisthorchiida; Opisthorchiidae. Gene Ontology annotation, biological process: vacuolar protein processing. The transcript is spliced from 7 exons. Gene Ontology annotation, molecular function: cysteine-type endopeptidase activity. The record is from RefSeq and is a predicted model, not a curated record. The annotation marks the transcript as partial.